AUGGCGGCCACCACCAAAAUCACCAAGUCCUCGCCGAAAUUCCUUCCAAUCACCACCACCGCCACCAAAAUUCAAUAUCCAUCCUCAUUACAUCACUUCUCAUCCUCGUCGAAAUCACCAUUUCCCGACUCGAACCCCAACCCUGAAUCGAAUUCCUCCCAGUCUCAAUCUCCACCGCCACCGCAUGGGUCUUCCUUCUUAGAUUCACUCAGAGCCAGCCUCAAACAACAGCGGAGUAACCCUCAAUCAAAACCCCCUCCGGUCAAAUCUUUCUUCUCCGGCCCUUCCAAUGCAAGCCAGCGCAAAAGCUUAGCUACAGAGGAGAUUAAGAAUAAUCUUGCAGCUUUCCGCGCCCGCACCGCUCCCCCACCUCCACGGGACGACCAAAUUUCAUUGGAGAAACUCUACAUGCGUAGCAAAGGCGAAGAAGGAUCCACCGCGCCGAAUCCGGUAUCGUUUUCGGCUAUUCGCGAUACUUUAAGUAAAAUGGUUCCAACCCCACCGGUGAAUCGGUUAGAUAGUGUUACCCCCCGUCCAAGUAUUAGUCAGAGUUUGAAAUUGGGGCCGGGUCAAACUCCGGGUUCUUCUCCACCUGGAAGCAUCGGCGGCAGUUUGUCGUCUUCCUUUUUCGAAUCGAGGGAGAAGGUAAAUAAUGAUCGUACAAGUACGGAUUUGUUGAGGAAGUAUGACCACAAGGAGUUGGGACAGAAACUGAAGUCGCUUAGGCCUGAGAAGAAAGGGGACCAGAAGGAUUGGUUUUCGUUCCAGGAGCUGAAUGAUAGAUUAGCGAGAUUGAGAGAGAUGGAAUUGAAAGAAAAUGAAUCCAGGGAAAUUCCCGUUAUGGAUGCUUUGAGGGAAAGUAUCUUGAAGCUGGGAGAAGAAAACCUUGAGAAAGAGAGGAAGCAGUUGCACCGAAGAUUUACUGCCUCCAGCCUGAUUGGUGAAACUACAUUAUACUCUACCCCGAAGGAAGAACUUAUUGAAAAGUAUUUCCAUCCAGAUAACAUGUCAGCCUCUGAAAAAUUGAAGUUAGAGCUUCAUAAAGUAAGAGAUGAAUUUAAAAUGUCUGAAUCGGAUUGCGGUUCUGCCCGAGUUCAAGUGGCUCAACUCACCACAAAGAUUAAGCAUCUUUCUGAAGUUCUACACAAAAAGGACAAGCAUUCGAAGAAAGGUCUUCAAGCAAUGGUUGAAAAGAGGAAGAAGUUGUUAAAGUACAUGCGUAGAACCGAUUGGGAAUCUUACUGCUUUGUUCUCACUAAGCUUGGUCUUCGUAACAUUGGGGGACUCUGCUCUUGCGCUUCUGGUGAUGGGGGCGUUGACUCAAAAGGGAGUGGCUCAAGUGGAGUCGAAGGAAGUUCUGGUAUUGCUGGAGGCGCCAGUGCAGAUGGUAAUGGAAAAGUUGGAACUGCACCUUCGUCCAUUGUGGGAGGGCUUGGAACAUUAAAGGGCUCCUCUGGUGGAGAUGGGAACGGAAAUGUCGGGAUUGUGCCUUCAUCAACUGCUGGAGGACUUGGUACAAAUUCAAAAGGCUCUUCUGGUGGGGAAAAAGUUGGGGUAAAUGGUGGCGCUUGCUGUUCUUCUGGUGGAAUAAACGUGUCUGGUGGAGAAAAUAUGGGGACGAGAGGCGGUGCUGGCGUGAAUAUAUCUGGUGGCAGGUCCGGCAGAGGUGGGGAUAUGUCUGGGACUGAAUCAGGAGGUGAUAACCAUGGAAAAUCUGGUGCUUCUGGUUCGGGUGGAGGUGAUAAAACAAGUGGUGGAGGUGGCAAGAUGAUAGGGAUGUCAGGUGGUGGAGGGGGUGGCGACGGUGAAGGUGGUGGAGGUGGAGACUCUGGGGGUGGGGAGGGGACGGGUGGUGGAGGGGAUGGUGAUGAAGGUGGGGGUGAUGACACUAAAGGUGGUGGAGAUGGAGAAGGAGCUGUUGGGGGAGGCUGUAUGAUGGGCGGUGGUGAAGCUACAAGAGGUGGAGGAGAAGCUGCGAGUGGUGGUGGUAAAGGAAUGAGUGGAGUAGGUGAAGGUACAACUGGUGCCGGUGGCCGACGGGGAGAGGGAGUUGGUGCUGUAGGCUGGAAAGGGUUGUUUCUUGAAGUUCUAGAGAAUGGCCAUUGCCCACAAUUUCCGAAUAGAAAAGAAAACAGAGGGUCACAACUUGAGGAUCCACCUCCUCCUCUUGAUCUCCCACCUGAUCCUCCUCUUCCUCUACCUCCUCUGCUUCGUCUGUUUCCUCUUCCUCUUCUGCUGCCAACUGGGGUCCUUCUCUGGUUACUGCUUCUCAACUCCUCUUCAAUUCCCUUUUGGUCGCUAAGUUGGAUUCGGGAUUCCACAAGUGAUGAACCUAUCAACAGGAAUGACACUAAGGUCACAAUGAAUAUACCUCUUGCUUUCAUCUUCAGCUGCAAAGUUGACGAACUUCUUACUCAAACAAGUUUUCACUCCAUAAUUCAGCUCAAGUCGUUUCUUUCGUUGAAGUAUUUUUUAUAG
Molecule: messenger RNA, 2478 nt
Organism: Oldenlandia corymbosa var. corymbosa
Lineage: Eukaryota; Viridiplantae; Streptophyta; Magnoliopsida; Gentianales; Rubiaceae
Source: the annotation of a GenBank genome assembly